CGAACCUUCGUCGGGUGUGGAGUGCGUGUCGUUCGGUCUUGUGUCAGUGUUCAGAUUAUUCACAGAAAAUCAAGGCCUCGUAGCAUGUCUUGACGAGUAGGAGGGGCUCUUCAACGGGGUUUUCGGCAGACAAGGGUUCUCCAAAAUGGCGGGCGGUCAGCAGCUUCCCGAACAGUACACGGUACCGCCGCUCGCUCGGGUCUUCCACAGCCUGCCGCACCUCAACGUCUCUCUUCACUCGGUCAACAACACCUUCAAUCCACAUUCCGAAAUCUAUCUAGAGAGCCUCGGGAUACUUGGCAGUAUCCCCGCAGCCUGGUUAAUCCUGACGUUGCUGGUGUUGCUGGUAUACCUGGUAACGAGAUGCUGCGACCGGAAGCCGCGCCCCAGGAGGUCGAUAACCCUGCUGAAGUGUUCGCUGGCCAUCCUUGCGUUGCUCUGCAGCGGAGCGGUCGCCGUUGGCCUCUAUGGUAACGACGACGUCCACAACGGUCUGGUGCAAUUGGUGGCCGCGGCGAAGAACGUCGAUGGCAUUCUGAUGGGUGUACGGAAUCAGACCGACACCAUAGAGGCGACGUUGAAGAAAAAGAUCCAGCCGGAGCUGAUCGCCCUGGGGGACGAAUUCGACGAUCCAGCGGGCAACAUGACCAUGCUCAGCCUGCUGCUGCUCGCGCUCAGUAACAUGAAGCUGAACACAAGCGUCGCACUGAACCAGAGCUUCGAGAUACGAAAACCGCUGAGCGGGAUCAGCCUGGCGGGGGCGAUCGGUAUGGGGGAGAAGAUCGAACAGUUUAGGUGGCCCAUCACCAUGACUGUUCUCAGCGCACUUCUUGUUCUCUGCGUGGUGCUGGUAGUCGGUGUCGCCAGACAUUCCAGAUGCAUUCUCAUAACGUUCUCCGUGUUCGGUUUGUUCGCGGUGAUAGUGUCGUGGCUGAUGGCCUCGCUGUACCUGGCGACAUCAGUGGCCUUAGGUGAUCUCUGUGUGUCGCCGGACGGUUACCUAACCAGAGCAGUACCCUCGACGCUGGCCUCCGAGGUGCUCUCCUACUACACACACUGCGAGAACACGCGCAGCAAUCCCUUCACACAGCGACUGCGGGACGCUCAGCGCACGGUCGGCGACAUGCGGCAGAACCUGAACACAAUAACAAGGUUGGCGUUGGAGCUGUUCGAGGACCAAAAGCUGCAGCCGAAGCUGAGCAGCCUCUCGACCCACGUGAACACCGUCGACAGACUGAUAUCGGGCCUGACCACGUUGCUCGACUGCAAACCCCUCCACAAGCAAUACGUUCACGCCGCCAAGAGUUUAUGCCAUUUGGGGCUGUAUGGGUUGACCUUCAUGCUGCUGGCGAGUCUAGCCGCCGGCCUCUUCUUCACCGUGUUAGUCUGGGUGGACUCUCACACCUGGAUCUAUAUACGGAAACGAAGAGAUUACCACCAAGUGGACGAGCAGGACCCGUAUCUACCGCCGUCGGCAGCCUCGCAGGCGAUAGCAGCGCGGACCCUUCGAGGCCAAGGGUCGUACCCGCCUACAGCCCCUUCUCUUUAUCCGAAUGCUCAUGGCACUCAAAAUACCAUUAAGCAGCCUCUCUUGCUAACGCCGCCCCCGCCGUCCUACGCUACUGCGACUGCUCGAGCACGUCAGCUGCACGAGAGCAUGUUAAAAGGUGGGGGUGUUAACGGGAGUGGAGGAGCCGGGGAUCACAAAUCGUCUCAGCAUAAUCAGCAAUCGACAGGUGGACGAGUUGAGCACCGUUCUGGACUCGGAGAUCAACCUGGCCAGUACGCGACUCUGAGCAAACAGUGCAAGACGUUAGAAUCCAGUGAUUUUUACUGAGGGCACGCCCCCGCAGGGCCCGGUAGUGAACCACCUUGGACACCGAGCGUGGCGUCUUUCACCGGUACCCUGUCUCACAAUUCGCACGGACCUGCGCAUCUGGCCACAUUCCAAGAUUCUCGGAAGACGCAGACGCUAGAUCCGAAGAAUCUAGCGAAUCUGAAGAGAGGCCCGACACCGGCUUGGAAUCAGAAUCGUCCGCUGCCGCCUAAUCCAAGCAGCCAGCCGACAUGGGAAUUCGAGUCACGUUCCCAGACCAAUAUGAAUCAAUUCAGGUCGCUGGUACGCAAUAAAGCGCCGAACAUACGCAUUCAGGAUCAAAUGCAAGACCAGGUGCGAACAUUGGACAGAAAUUUCACGAGGAAUCAGUUCAAUGGCGCCGCUCAAGGCAACGCUGUGCCGAAUAUGUACGGAACGUACAAUCGGGCGCAGUCCAGGCAGGAUAAUAAGGCGACGGUGGCUACGUUGAGCCAAGUACAAGGUAGCGAUCCUAACCUGUACGCUGUCACGGAACUGUAAUCGCGAUAUCGAACCGUGUAAACUGCCAUGUUAUAAUUGGGGUCCAGAAAAAUUUCUGUUUCUAGCCCUUAGCGAUCGUACGAUUGACAUUAAC
Dufourea novaeangliae is the source of this 2450-nucleotide messenger RNA. RefSeq names its product protein tweety (gene tty). The transcript is spliced from 9 exons. Gene Ontology annotation, cellular component: plasma membrane. Gene Ontology annotation, molecular function: volume-sensitive chloride channel activity; intracellularly calcium-gated chloride channel activity. Lineage: Eukaryota; Metazoa; Arthropoda; Insecta; Hymenoptera; Halictidae. The record is from RefSeq and is a predicted model, not a curated record. Bases 146 to 1837 code for a protein of 563 amino acids.